This is a messenger RNA of Arabidopsis thaliana (thale cress), 860 nucleotides long. RefSeq lists its product as uncharacterized. Lineage: Eukaryota; Viridiplantae; Streptophyta; Magnoliopsida; Brassicales; Brassicaceae. The record is from RefSeq and is marked reviewed. Bases 158 to 706 code for a protein of 182 amino acids. The transcript has 3 exons.
AUCAAAUAUUUCUAAUUCAAAAAUGAGAUCAAAUCCUCUGCCACCGCUGCUUGGGGUGCUUGUGUAGGAACAACAACGGUCAUUUGCGAAUUUCGAACAACUCUUUCAAUAAAAGCAACAAAAAGAUCGAAACUUUACAGUCGUAGGAAGGAAAAAAAUGGUGAGAAAGCGAAGAGUUGUAGUGGGGAUCACACCAGAUCCAUGUGAGACAAAGAAGAAAACGAAAAGCAAGCGAAGAAAGAGACUUAGUAAGGAGGAGGAAGAAGAAGAAGAGGGAACACCUCUCAGAGGUAUAUUUUGUCUCAAAACACGACAAGAUAUGAAGAUUUUCGAAGAGAAAGAGGAUUGCUUUAUCCUCGAUUUCGAUCCCAACGAUUCAUUUGAUGCACGAAAGCUCUCCGAUAGCCCUGCAUCUGAAUGUGACGACGACGUGGCGAUUGUCCAUGAGAAAGGCCAGGUGGCUUGUAGGGAUUUUCCACAUCCAAGGCAUCUCUGCUUGAAAUUCCCCUUUGAAUCAAGUCAACACUCAUCACAUUGUAAUCAGUGUUACUGUUAUGUCUGCGAUGUGGUUGCGCCUUGUGCAUAUUGGACGGCUAGUUUUGCUACACCGCACUGUGAGGCAUUAGAGAACAGUAAAUGGAAGCCUAUACGCAAGUUGUACCGGGACCUUCCUGCUGCUGGCCUUCGUGUAACCACCAAGAAGUGAAGACUUCUCUCAUGUGGUGUUGAGAUUGAUGAAUAAGAGUAAUGUUGUGCUCUAUUUCCCUCAUCUUCAGCUGAAUAUUUCGUUUACUGAAGAAACUUUUUUUUUUUGUAAAAUCGGUUAUUGAGUUUCAUAUAUAAAUGAUUUUAGAUUUCAC